This is a messenger RNA of Laetiporus sulphureus 93-53, 330 nucleotides long. RefSeq lists its product as uncharacterized. The transcript has 2 exons. The record is from RefSeq and is a predicted model, not a curated record. Bases 8 to 274 code for a protein of 88 amino acids. Lineage: Eukaryota; Fungi; Basidiomycota; Agaricomycetes; Polyporales; Laetiporaceae.
CUGUGACAUGAAUGACUUCCAUAAAUCCAGGCCCGAGGCUCCUGGCGAGUUCUUCCAGUCACUACGCACCAGUACUAAAAUGCCGUUCCAACGAGAUGCUAUGGCAGACACCACACGAGUCCUCGCAGCAUCGAUUGUUCUCCCUAUCAUUUGUUAUGUGCUCUUCGAAUUGCGCAUGGGUAAUCGCAGCUCAAAAGGCAUUCCGUUACCUCCUGGACCACCUGGCUUGCCCUUAUUGGAAAUGCGCAUCAAAUGCUGGGCAAAAACAUGGUGACCGUCAUCGAUCGAUGGGCUAAUGAGUAUGGUCCUCUGGUUCACAUAAGAUUGUUC